This is a messenger RNA of Monopterus albus (swamp eel), 1731 nucleotides long. RefSeq names its product tafazzin, phospholipid-lysophospholipid transacylase (gene tafazzin). The transcript has 11 exons. Gene Ontology annotation, biological process: inner mitochondrial membrane organization; cardiolipin acyl-chain remodeling. Gene Ontology annotation, cellular component: mitochondrial membrane. Gene Ontology annotation, molecular function: 1-acylglycerophosphocholine O-acyltransferase activity. NCBI's taxonomy places the organism in Eukaryota, Metazoa, Chordata, Actinopteri, Synbranchiformes, Synbranchidae. Bases 183 to 971 code for a protein of 262 amino acids. The record is from RefSeq and is a predicted model, not a curated record.
AUAAAAAAGAAGAAGACGCAGAAGUAGAAGCUAUUUUGGUCCGCACUCCAUUCUAGAAGGUGGCGGUAAUUCACAAAAGUUGUUUGCCAACAGAAGAAGAAGUAGUUAGGUCACGGAAGCCGUCAGGCAGUCAACGGGAGAAAGGUUUAUGUAUUCGGAUGUAGUGUCUGCAGAAUGCGGUGAUGCCCCUGGAGGUCAGAUGGCCAUUCCCACAAUGCCCUGCUUUGGCAUGGCGGGUCUCCAGUUCACUGAUCAUGGGCAUGGUGGGCUCAUAUUCUUACUUCUGGAUUAAAUACAUGAACUGUCUGACGGUCCACAACCGUGAGGUUCUGAUUAACCUGAUUGACCAGAGGCCUUCUGACACACCUCUUAUUACUUUGUCAAAUCACCAAUCCUGUAUGGAUGAUCCACAUAUUUGGGGCAUGCUCAAGCUCCGACAGUUGUGGAACUUCAACAAAAUGCGGUGGGCCCCAGCAGCAUCUGACAUCUGCUUCACAAGAGAGCUGCAUUCCAGAUUCUUCAGCUGUGGAAAGUGUGUUCCCAUCUGUAGAGGUGAUGGUGUUUACCAGAAAGGAAUGGAUUUUAUUCUGGAGAAACUGAACAAAGGAGAAUGGGUACACAUUUUUCCAGAGGGCAAAGUCAACAUGACUGAAGAAUUCAUUCGGUUAAAAUGGGGUGUGGGUCGGUUAAUAGCGGAGUGCUCCCUUAAUCCGAUUAUCCUGCCGCUCUGGCAUGUGGGUUUGAGCGACGUUCUACCCAAUGUGACGCCCUACAUUCCUCAGACUGGCAAGAGAAUUACAAUCCUGGUGGGUAAACCGUUCAGUGUGAAGGAACUUCUCCAUUACCUCCGAGCUGAAAACAAGAGCCAGUUGGAGAUGAGGAAGACAUUGACUGAUUUCAUCCAGGUGGAGUUGAGGAGUCUGAAAGCCCAGGCUGAGGCUCUCCACAAGCAGAUACAGACCAAAUCCUGAGUCUCAGCCAUCCUGCUUUGUGUGCUGCAACCCACAUAGCCAACAGGACUGAGGGUAGUACCUUAGCUACCCUGUUUAUAUCUCCUUUCUCUUCCUCAUACCCACACCACCACACUGAGAAUCCACCAUGUCAUGACAUGCUUCUGAACAUUUUGGACAAUUACAUCUAUCUUGAAUUUGGGUGCACCAUAAACUCUUUUGUAAUUCAGUCAUUUUUAAAAGCUGGUAUCAUGUUUUUAUUUAUUUCCGCAAAUUCAUUUACUAGGAUAGACUAUAAUCCACUGUUAAUCAAAACAGGAUUAAGUACUUUAGGAAGUGGAUGGACGAAUGAAUGAGUUAGUUGAAUUUAUACCAGUCAGUGCUGUGUGACAUGUAUGCCUCCAAACUGGUCCAGAAGAGUAAAAGAACUUGAAUAUUUGUAGUUUUUAGACCUAUUUUCUACAGUCAGGUAGGGCAUGACGUAUGAAUCAUGUUAGUCAUUUAACUUAUUUAAGAUACAGAGCCUUGUUACAGCUGUUAAACCGCUGGUACCAUCAACCCAGCACAGCAUAAUAAAAUUAAAUCAAUUUUGGACAAUUCACCACCUCACAGUUUUUGUCCAGCCCAGUGCCAAUGCAGGGAGUAGUGCGUCCUAUUGUAUGUAGCAAGGUGGAAAGUAAGGGAGUGAAGGAUGGGGUGAAUGGAGGACAGGUAUGUACCAAGUCUGACUUUAUAAUGCUUGACACCAGAAUUGCCCAAACAUCACAAACUCGCAAUGAAU